AUGGGACUUAAUGACUGCAGAUGCAUUUUUGACAACCAGAGUCUCCAAGCCAGACAAAGACGAUUACGCAAAAUUGGGCAGAUCCAUUUGAGAGCUACCAAGUACAUGCCCCUGACAAUUGAGUUGGACGACAAGUUUGUCAUGCAAUGGUGGGUGGGCGCGUCCUUUGCAGUUCACAAGGACAUGAAGAGCCACACUGGUGCUGGAUUAACCAUGGGUAAGGGCGCCAUCAUCGCUAUCUCAACUAAGCAAAAGAUCAAUACCGACAGUUUGACUGUAGCGGAGUUGGUUGGAGUACACGAUGCACUACCUAUGAUCAUGUGGUCCAGGUACUUCAUCAUUUCACAAGGAUACGAAGUGGUCAAAAACAUCAUCCACCAGGACAAUCAGAGUGCCAUGCUGCUGGAGAAGAAUGGAAGAUCAUCUUGCGGCAGGAAGACAAGAGCCCUUGACGUGCGAUACUUUUCUAUUACUGGCAAGAUCAAGAGUGGAUUCAUGAGAGUACUUCACUGCCCGACAGCCAAAAUGCUGGGAGACUUCUUCACCAAGCCUACACAGGGAACACUGUUCUGCACAUUCAGAAACCUCAUUAUGAACCCUUCCGACCAAUACUCCUAG
Molecule: messenger RNA, 618 nt
Organism: Cylindrotheca closterium
Lineage: Eukaryota; Bacillariophyta; Bacillariophyceae; Bacillariales; Bacillariaceae
Source: the annotation of a GenBank genome assembly